Molecule: messenger RNA, 2958 nt
Organism: Onychostoma macrolepis
Lineage: Eukaryota; Metazoa; Chordata; Actinopteri; Cypriniformes; Cyprinidae
Exons: 10
Coding region: 168-2459 (763 amino acids)
Molecular function (GO): protein binding
Source: RefSeq, a predicted model, not a curated record
CCUGUGAACUGAUACACACUCCGGAGCAGAAGAGGGCGUUCGUGCUCCUACAAGCUGAAUGCUGUAAAACAAACAAAGAAGAAGAAGAGGCUGCUGCUCUGUCUCUGUGUGCUCUACCUUCGAGAACAAGCUCUUCUCCUGCUUCAGAUGCUGUGACUGCUGCGACGAUGAUUGAACGAGACCAGAAGAGGCCUGCUGAACGCAACAUUGUGCACUGUUUGCAGUGCUACAAGCCACAGGAGAGCCUCCCUGUUCACCUGGCCAGGGUGUGCAUGAAGAAAAGCACACCAGAAGAAAGAAUGGAGCAGGUGCAGAAGGCCAGGGCUUCCAGCAAAGAGUGGAUCCGGAGGAACCGGACCUGGAAUUACGAGCAUCUCCGUCAGCUCCUGCCUGACAGACGCUCUCGGAUCACCAUGGUCAAGGAGCUGCUUCGCCGUGGUUUCUUCAUCAUUAACCAGCCCGAGGAGUCUGACAUGGUCUUGGACCCUGAAGGUGACUCGGCCACUGUUGAUGCUGCAACAACCGCCGAAUCCUCCGGAGAUCCUCGAACCAUGUCUGCUUCUGUGAGGAUAAAGAUGAAAGAGGCGGGUCUGCAUGGCAAGUUCCCUGCCCGGUCCAAGCUCCUGGUGAGCUUUAAAAAGUACCUGACUGUGUCAAGGAAGGUCCCCAACUGGCAACAAGAGGUUGACAACGUGUCCCGUUUCCUUCGGUACUUGCAGCCCACUGGGAGUGAGCCAUCUAUGGACUUCCUGUCAAAAAGCAGAGAGACCCGGGACUUUUUGAUCGCCCUAAAGCGCACUGACAUGUGUCCAGCCUCCAUCCUCAAUUACAUCAAGAGCAUGAAAAGGUUCUUGGAGUACUUGACGCUAAGGCUGGAUUUAAAAAAAAAAGACCCUCAGCUGCGGACCAACUGCCAGAGUUACACUAACAUGCUGAAGACUCUGCGGAAGACUCUAUUCAAGACCAAUUAUGACAAGACAUGUGAUUUCAGACUCGAUGGCACUCCCUCCAUUAAAGAUUGCCAGAAAAUUUUGAGAGUGGCAAAGCCAGACUUCCUGAGGAUCCAUGAGAAUCUGCUUACGGGGAAAGAGGUCUCAAAUACAGAAAAGACGUUGUACCGCUAUUAUUGCGAGGCGCUCUUGAUCUUCCAUCACAUGCAGCGCCCAGGAGCUGUGGAAGGCUUCACAGAUGCUGACUGGGUGGAGAGGAUUGCACAAGGUGGCAGGGUGGUGAUUGGCGUAUGGAAGGAGAAAACUUUAAGUAUGCAAAUCGCCUUGACACAAGACGAGGAAACUUGCUUUCAGCUGUAUUACAAGCAGAUCAGGGCUAAGAACAUUGGGCUUAAAAAAUUCUGCCAAAGUUUUUUUACUUCGACGGCCGGCGAGGCUGUUCACAGCGUCUCACAAGACAUGUAUCGCCUCCAUGAAAUGUAUAAGCUGGCCCCUUUCAGGAGUCAGGAUGUACGGAGGGCUGUUGAGACUGCUGCAAAAAAGCUCCCAGCGGACAAACGUGAGGCCGUGAAUCAUUACCUGGCCCAUAGCGCUGAUGUGAACAGAACGCCACUGCCGCAGGAUAUUGUGAAUGCAGCUGUACUGCUGGACUCCUUAAAGGGCACUUCUUUGGAUGAUGACACCUCCUUGGCUGAACUGAGUACUGCUGGAACCAGCACACACACUUCACGGAAAGACUUCUCUGCCUUUCUGGACAGAUUUCCAGUUUCGCUGGAGGGCCGGCCACCAACCAAAAAACGGCGGGUCGAUCUGGGGUUUCCUGAAGACCGUGUCUUUUACGACAAGUGGAGAACUGCCCAGUAUACCCAGAGAGAGGAAUAUCUGCUGUCACACUUCACACACCGCAAGCCGUCUGUCUCAAAGGUGGCAAGGCUGAUUGCGCAGGAGGGUUGGAAGGCCAACUGUCCAAAGCCAGAAGAAAUCGAACGGCUGUGGAAACCAGCGCCCACAGGCACCAUUGAGGCAGAUGAGGUUAUAAUAAAAUGUGUGUCUGAGCAGGCCUGGACAGGCCUGGCCGUCAAGGACUUUGGUGCUGAGGAGGGUCUAGGCGUGGUUGCCACCCGACCGUUUUCUAAAGGCGACAUUGUGUGCGAUUACCACGGAAAGGUAAUCAGAGCAGCCGAAGGGAUGGCCAUGAUGGAGGGACUUAAUGACGACGCCAGGUACUUCUUCUUCUUCAAAGCUGGACAGAGAGACCUAUGCAUCAAUGCAAAGACUGGCUGCGAUUGCCACCCCAAUACAGACACAGUUGGCAGAAGAAUUAAAUGUUGUUCUAAGAGGCCUAACCUGGAGCCCCUGCACUGUGUGAUGAAGGUGAACGGAGAGGACAAGGAUGUCAUCCUCUUCAAGGCGCUGCAGGACAUCAACAUCGACACACAAUUCAAAUUUUACUCUGGAGUAAUGAGAGAGUCUUUCCUUGGCCUGGACCUGGACUGGCUGGAUGAGUAAGCCGGCUCCACAGGUCCAAUAGCUGCUUCUCCACUGGCAGGCCAGUGCGAGCUAGUGCUUUCAACGGGCUGGCGGGGCAAAUAGCCUUGGACCAGUAGCACCAAGCCCAAAAUGAGGCUGCGUUUCUACUGUCGGGCCAGUGCUUAAUCAAAAUGUCCUCAACAUGCAACGGCAUGCAACCUCAUCUCACAAACAAGACGUUUUAUCACAUUGGAAACUAGCAAGAUUGCAAAACAAACGUGAUUAAAAAAUUAUGUUUGCCUUUUUUCACGUGUAGUAUUAAAACCCAAGGAACGUUUUACAAUAAAAACGAUACAAUAAUUAAUUUGUGCCAGGACUGCUCUUUAAUCAUGCAGAAAUUAAGUGGUAUUUACUGUAAUUUCCCAAAAGAAAGAGAACACACAUACUUAUUAAUUUGUGUCUGUUUCUGUUUAUUUGUAAACACACAAAAAACACUGGGGCCAAAAGCAUGCACAUUAAAAACAUUAUUGGUACAUUA